CAGAUCUAAUCGAUAGUGUCUUUGAGCGACUCGAGGUUGGCAAUGCUCUGGAAAAUGUGGAUCAAUUCCUCACACAGCUGAACGCAAAUGAACAGGUCCCAGAAUUCACACCUGUUGUGAGAGAUCUUAUGAUGAACAAGACCUUCAUCAUCAUCAGUCCCUAUUUCCAGGGCUUCCACAAAGAUGACUUUUAUGCUUGGUUCCAUGUCAAACUGAUUUCCAUCCUGGCUAGUUUCACUCCAGAGAUGCUCACCAAUGCAACCUCAGGCAUAAACUGCACAAACUACCAAGUUGUUGUGAGCGGGUUGGCCCAAGUUUUUCCUGCCAUACCGAUGCAGAGACUUCAAGGAAUCACAGACGUUUUGCUGGGCUACCUGAGAAAAUCUGUCAGUGUCAUUAAUACACCAGUUUGCAGGCAGGAAAUCCAGAAUGAUGUUGAGUGGGUUGAAAUAAACUUGGGUCCAUUUUCUCAAUAUACAACCUACUCUGACCUCAAAGUCUUCAACCUCUCUCAGGUUACCAUAAUAGAUUCGCUUCCUUCUGCACAAAAAGCCCAAUUCCUUCUUGAAGGAAACAACUUGUCCAAUGAAACUCUUUUGUUACUUGUAUUCUCAAGACUUGAGUCAGCAUCUUUGGAAAGUCUUGAGUCUUUCUUUGAAGUAUUGGUUGGUGGAACUGCAGAGCUAAACCUGACCACAGUUGUGCGCAAGACCAUCCUAAAUCUGACAUUAACAGCACUAAGCCCAAAUCUUCCCAUGUUAAAUGCUGAAGGCUACAAGUUAUGGUUCCAGGUGUACCUACCUUUGUUUCUUCCAAGUUUUGACAACGGAAUCUUUGAAAUUAUUCCAAGAAAUAUCACCUGUGACUCUUAUCAAGAAAUUGUCAAAGGGUUCGAUAACAUUUUCACUCAACUCUCUGAGUGGCAAACCCAGCAGGCUUUCAGCUUCAUGUUAGAUUAUCUCAGGAAGCAACCCUCCCCAGGUCUCUCUUGUGUUACACCUGAAACCGAUAACAGGCGAUGGCUGGAAAGUGACUUUGGCCAUUUCUAUGUUCUGGCCUCCUUUAUGGAUCUGGUGUCCUUAAAAAGUAAUUUCAGUGGAGUGGAAGUUGCAGAUCUUCUCACUGUCAGUCAGCUCAGCCAGCUGGCAUCAAUCCCCACUCAGCUGAAUGGGGCACAAGAUGUGACAACAAUCAUGGCAGUCAUCAACCCUGCUGACUUUGCUGCUUUCUUUGACACAGUCUCAGCAGCAAUUGAGGUACAGUCAGCCAACUACUCACAGGAAGUGAAAUCUGCCUUCCUCCAGGCAGUUUUUGACAGAGGAGGUCUGUCCUCCUCCGCUGUGAGUGACAAUGUUUUCCUGCUGUGGCUUGAGGUGCGACUAAGGCCCUUGUUAGUUGACCUUUCUCCGAAAUUGGUGUCACCGUUAUUCAGCAUGGUGACACACAGGAGCUGUAGCAGCAGCCAAGAGAUGAUCACAUUACUUGACACACUGCAGAAUACACUGAGCAACAACACCCAAAAGGAAAUCUACAACAACAUUGUCCUGUUCCUCCAAGGUCCAGUGCCACUGAAAUGUUACAGUGGUGGAAGCUUCUACAGCUAUCUCAACAGCGUUUUCCACAGUUUUGGCUUUCCAGAUUUGCCUACGUUCAUAUCACUUCUGCCAUCUACAAGAAAGUCAGAGCUCAUAAGUACCUUCAGCACCUCAGAACUGCAACAGUUUCUCAGUCAAUCCAGUGUGAUUAAUAACAACUCGGGCAUUUGUGACAUUUUCAACAACUUCAACAACACUGCCACCUUCCUUGAAACUGCGGACGUUCCAGAUGAUUUGAAGGUAUUGAUCCUCCCCUGUGUCUGGCCCUUGGUGCUGAGCAGCUACAGCAGAAUUGAGGUUAAUUUGUGGUUUAACCUGCGGUUGAAGAACUAUUUAAGAUUCCUCACUAAAAACCUCAUCAGCUACACUGAAGUACAGAAUACCACAUGUGUCGCCUUCCAGAAACUGGUCAGUUUUAUGGGAAACAGCUUCACAUACAACAUCUCAGAGUUUGGACGGGCUGAUGUGUACACAUCCAUCAACAGCUACUUAAGAGUUGCCACAGGGUCUGGAGCCAGAUGCUACAAUUCCAGCGAUCCAGAACUAAACUCUACCUCCUGGUUUGCCAACUACAUCGGCAGCUUUGUGACAUUUAUCACCCUGGAUGAUCUCACCGCCUUUGUCUCCACCACUCAAAUUGGGGUAUUCUUGGAGGACCAAGCCAAUCUAAAGCUGUUCAAUAACACAGCUAUCCCACAAAAUGUAACCAGCUACUACAUCUUGCAGCUUUUCGCUUUCAACUCAUCCUUCAACCCUAUUAACCUUCCAGGCUCUUUAUUGUGCUCAUCUGUCAUCCCAACUUCGGCAUAUUUGUCUCUGAAUGAAGCUGAUGCCUUAGCUGUCUUGAACAGACGGAACCAUUUCUGCAAUGGAACAAAUGAUCCUGAGAUAUCUGCUGCUCUGGCGUCCACCAUUCAGACCAUCACAACGCAGAUGUUUGUAGAUCUUGGCAACGCUAGUUCAGGCCUGACCAUCAGCCAGAUCACUUCUGUGUCCCCAUCAGUACUGACCUCCUCUUUGUCCACCCUGAGCUCAGUGACCACCUGGAGCCAGGGCCAAGCCAACAUCAUCAUCCAAACCAUUACCUCCUCAGGUUUCCAGAUCAACAGUUCAUCUGUACUGCAAUCCCUCGGCACACUGGUUGUUGGACUUCCUGCUCAGUCCAUAGAGAAUAUUGCAGCUUCUGAACUACUCAGCAUCUCUACGAGCACCAGCUUUGUUUCCAACAUGCUGGCAGCCCCAACAGUUGUCCAGCAAACCUUCGUCCAAAAGAUUAUUUCUGUGGACCCAAAUCCAACCAUUGUGGUGCUGAAUGUCCCAGAUGCCAUGGCAACUCAGAUUCCACCAUCCCUGUUGGUGUUUUCUGGAGCAACUGCAAAUAUCAAUGUGAUGAACAAAAAGACAUGGACUCCAGAUCAGGCCACCAUGUUUUUUGGGAAUCUGGGUGAAACAGCUUUCGACAUUGAGCAGCUUUCUCCAUCUGUGCUGCAAGGCUUCACAUGUACAUCAGCUGAUAAAAUGACAAAAGGCAGGAUCAAUCAAUUAAUACACGCUUGCAGACCAAGAGGAGGCAGAGCCAAGGUGCAGCUGACGGAAGCGCGGCUGACUUGCAUGUACAACCUGCUCCAUGGAGCUCUUUCUCAGAACUUCACAGAUUAUCCCUCAGACAUGCUUCUCUACUUCAAGAGUACAGAUGUCCAGAAAAGCAACUGCAGGUCGUACUUUUCAGCUCUGGGUGCUGCAGAUUUUUCUGUAGCCUCUACAAUUUUGAACAAGUCUCCACAGCUAUUUAGUGACGCCAGGACCUGCUUGGGUAUAAAUGGGAAGAAUCUGAGCAGAGACAACAUAGAAGUACUAGGGAACAUGAUCUGCACCCUGGAUGGAUCUUACAUCAAGGACUCUGAUCCUUUCAUCCUAGAAACACUCAAAGCCUGCAAAGAUUUCUCUGACAGCCAGGUGGCUGCCAUGGAGUCACUACUUCUGUCUGGGAAAACAAAAUACGGGACUACCACCACCUGGAACCAGCAAACACUGAAGGACCUUGGGACCCUCCCUCUAUACUUCACAAGAAACCUUUGGGGCUACUUCAAAUCUUCAAUAAAGGAAGCAUUCCUUCAAAGCUUUAUGCCCUACUUAAGGACAAAAAACACACAAAAAAGGAAGCUCAACAAUCUGUUUCAACAGAUUACCUCACUUGUGGCUAAACGAGGAGCAGGCUGCACUGCUGGCAACAUCACCCAGGUGACUGUUAGUGAUGGUGCAUUCCCCUUUGGCUACGAUCAAACACAAUUUGACCUCUGCCUGGACGUCCCAGUUCUGAAGGAUAACCUCAACUCUAUCUGUGAGAAAGUUGAUGACAAUAACUACCAGCAAAUCAUUCUGCAGAAACUCAAUGAGGCAUACCCAUCAGGAGUUCCUGAUGAGGCAGUCCAGAUGCUUGGUUCAGUGUCUCGUGUGGCAUCACUUGAUGACAUCUCUAAGUGGAAGAUCACUAAAAUUGACACCCUGGCAGCUCUCAUGAUAACAUCAGAUGGACCCUGGGAGACAGCAAACAUCAAAAAAAUCAUCGAAAAGUAUCUGAACACUUCUGGGAAGUCCCUGGGCAGCACUGAGCUGAACAUUAUUAACUCCUACGUGUGCUCUUUAAACACCAGCACAUUAAAAACCAUCAGCUCUGACAGUAUCAGAAAUGCCAACCUUCUGAAUGUGACGGCAUGUUCAGUGGAGCAGAAAAGUGUCCUCUAUGAGAUCAGUACCUCUUCCUUCAGAUCAUUUCGUUCCAUUUCCUCUGGGUUUUACAAUUUAAUUAAGGCCUAUCUAGGUGGAGCACCUCUUGCGGACAUUGUAGCUUUAUCAACACAGAGCAUCAGCAUGGAUGUUGACACUUUUAGGAGUCUGGAACCUGAUGUGAUCACUGCUUUAACUGUGGCCAACGUGAAAGGCCUCAUGGGAAGCAAUUUACCUGAUCUGAAGUUGUUUGAGAAUGAUACUGUGAUUCAGACCUGGGUAAACCUGCAGCUGCAGUCAGAUCUGGACACACUGGGUGUGGGGCUAAUCAGCACCAGGACUUCAGAAUCCAGCUCAAACAGCACUGCAGCACCAGUUACAUCGAAUGCUACCACCAGCUCUCCAACAAAAGAAAACAUAAGUAACUCAGCAGAGUCCCCGACUAGUGCAACCACAACACAAGCUGCAACCACAAGUGGGGGAGUGGAGCUUGUGAACCUCUCAGCUCUCAUCUUCUUGGCUGUUCUGCUGACAGCUGUUCUGUAAAUCUGACUACAAGCAGCCUAAACAAAUAUUUAACUUCAGCAUCUUAAAUAAUAUAAGCAAUUAUUUUGUUUUUUUUCAUCUACAUCUGUGAUCAUGAUUUACUAAGAUCAUGAACUUUGUUGUUCAUGAUCUUUAUUUACAUUUAAAGAGAUUAAAAAUUACCUAUUAAUUUAAGCUUUUAUCUGUUUCUGUCUUGUAAAAGUAUUUAAAUGAUUUAUAACUUAACCAUCACAGGAAUCAUAAUGUAAAUUUUUUCAUGUGGGAAUCAGGGAAAAUUAAAUUUAAUCACAAUUAUAAAAAAUUCUGUUAUUGAUCAUUAGACUAUAAACUUUUCACAUUUUCUAUUUCAUUUGAUUUAUACUGUAUUGCUAUUUCAUAAAUGAACUUAAUAAAUGCAUACUAAAAAAAAUCUUG
Molecule: messenger RNA, 5282 nt
Organism: Melanotaenia boesemani (Boeseman's rainbowfish)
Lineage: Eukaryota; Metazoa; Chordata; Actinopteri; Atheriniformes; Melanotaeniidae
Exons: 37
Coding region: 129-4868 (1579 amino acids)
Biological process (GO): cell-matrix adhesion
Cellular component (GO): cell surface
Source: RefSeq, a predicted model, not a curated record